Molecule: messenger RNA, 3978 nt
Organism: Lodderomyces oxycetoniae
Lineage: Eukaryota; Fungi; Ascomycota; Pichiomycetes; Serinales; Debaryomycetaceae
Gene: RPM2
Product: ribonuclease P
Exons: 1
Coding region: 1-3978 (1325 amino acids)
Source: RefSeq, a predicted model, not a curated record
AUGGUGUUUGUAUCGUUUAUACGGUUCGCCAAAUGUUCAACCAAGGCAUCAUAUAUAUCAACAACACGAACGCGGACCAAGACUCAUCAACCGUUUUUCCGGUCAUCCUACCCUUAUUUAAACACAAGUGGCUACUACCAAGGUUUGAAAAAGUAUGACGAGUGUUUAUACAAGGCAAAAUGGUGGACAAGGUUGAACCAUGAAUCUGCAGAGCAUUCAAGGUCAUUUUUGAGAAUAUCAAACGGCCACUAUGGUCUAUACUACUCGAUGUACAAUCAAGAAUCGGAAAGAAAAGAAAAACAACAGGAAUAUAGAGCUUAUACUAGACAAUAUCUAAAAAGGCAAUUUCAACAAGGUGACAGAAGUGUUUUCAAACAGUACAUUGUAAACAGAUUUUCCCAAAAUCAAUAUAAAAAUAAAAAUAAAAAUAAAAAUAAGGGUAAUCACAAGAGAAGCCGACGAACUCAGCAGUAUUAUCUUUAUCACAUUUUUGCAUUUAAAUUAUUUAUUAUUGGAAUCACAGCUAAAUUUAUUAUUCCAACAGCAUUAAAAGAAUCUCAAACAAAUUUCAGUUUGGAAAAUUUGAAAAGUUUGACUUUUAAAAUUCUACCCUUAGCUUUAUGUCAGUCCGUUGCUAAUAACAAAAAUGAUCAUAUAAGUUCCCCAAUAGAAGCAAAAUGUAACAAUAUCAAUGUGUUUUCGGUAGGCUUUUCAAAGAGACUGUUUAGCACUACUACCAUAGCUACCACUCAAUAUAAUAAUCAUAAGCUACCGUUGAAAAAGAAGGAAGACUCAUUAAAACCAAGAGUUGAAGUGUCUCUUGAGGGAAAAAAGGUUAAUGACGACAAUGACAACAACAACAACAACAACAACAACAACAAUAAUAAUAAUAAUAAUAAUGAAAAUGAUGAAUUCAAUGAUAGAUUUUUAACCACGCAAAUCACCCAAAUACGGAACAUUUACAAAGAUUUUACAGAUCCAGAGGAUCUCAACAUUAUAUACCCAUUGUACCAAUCCAUAAAAAGGAACGGGCUAAAUCUACACGAUAUCGAGGUUUAUGACAUUAUACUAAAGUCUAUCAAGCAAAGAAGUCUCGAUAGUGAACCUGAUUUACAAGCUGUUGAAUGCAAAUUAACCAAUUUGUUAACAGUGUAUCAAGAUCUCCUCGAAGCUAGCAUCAAACCAAGUCGGGAAACAUAUAACAUAAUAAUCAAUGCAUUAUUAGAUGGCAGUUUGACCUGCUUGCAAUUACCCACUACUAAUUCGUUUCAAUUUUACAAUUAUACUCAAAAGGCAAAAGAGUUUGCACAAAUAAGCCUUGAACUAGUACACUCGGUUCAUAAUCAGUUGAAUGAAAAAGCAGACAUUUUUUUCAAAAUUGCAAAAUUGGCACAAGCUUUUCCAAAUCUCAUUACUAAGGAGUUGAUGACUAUUUUCGUGCCAAUACUUGGAAAACACGAGUCAAAAGAUUACUCUUUUUACCUUGAGGCAUUGAAUUUCAUUGCACUUUUCAAAGGUUGUACUGAUAUUCUUGAUAAGGAGGCGAUUUAUCAUUUGAUUGAAAAUAUCUACCUGAAGUUGAGACUGUUUGACAAUUUGGAUGAGUUUAAAGUUUACUCUGCAUUAAUGAGAUCCAUGUUAUUGAAUGAUUUUACAAAUCCCGCAAGCCAGUUAUUGGAUAAUGUUCUUAUUGACUACAAGGACUCUUUACAAUUCAGUAAAAGACCAAACAAGAAGCAAGUUGGUGAUUUGAUUGCCGUUUUCUUGCAAACUUAUACUACUAAAUUUGGGGUUCUCAAGGGAUAUGAUUUGUUGCAGAAAUUUGAAUCAGUGGCAUUUAUUCCAGAAUUACCGGUUUCUUUGUACAACUUUUUCAUCAACCAGUUAAACAAGUACACUUGUCAAAACCAAGACCAAGAUCAAGAUCAAUAUGAAAAUAUGUGGCUGUUGUAUAAUAGAAUUGCUUAUAGAAAAGACUUUCAAGCAAUGUCUACAAUUGAUAUGAUGAGUAUUGAUGAACUUUCAUGUCGCGAUCUUUUGUUGUACCUUGCUAUUGGAAAAGGUGACCAUGAACGAGUGUUUCAACUAAUUAAAGAGAUAUUGUUAAAAGAGCACUUGAUUGGAGAUCAAGAAGUUUUAAGAAUUUUGUUGAGCUAUUUGAAUAAUGGUGUCAUUCAUAAUAGAGGUGAAGGUGAACUUUUUAAUCAACAAUAUUUUGGAUUGCUUUUUCUGCUUUUAGAAACGCAAGGUAAAUAUUACACCACAUCAACAUCUUUGAAUGAUUUUAUUUCCGAGUACAUUCCAUAUAUGAUUAUUAAUGUACCAUUUGAGUUUGUAUCUGCUGCUGAUGAUCCGUCAGCAGUGGCGAACGUGACUAAUUACAAUGUUCAAGUUUUGAUGAAUUCGCCUUUGGUUGUUAAAUGUGCUGAUGAGUUUAACCUUGAAAAGGAUAACAUUUACGGGAUGCUUUUCAUUGGCUCGCAACUUUUGAACUAUUCAGGCACAGAUAAACAGGUGCUCAAGAAUAUUGCAAACUUUGAAGCUUGCUUGAUUAAUCAAUUUGAAGACCCAGCUAACCAUUACCUUGAGCUCAAUGAUGAGGUUAUUGAGUUCAAGAAAUUGUUGUGUGAUCAUUUCAAGACCUUGAUGAGCACGUUGAAUGCAGACCUCGAUAUAGAUUCAACCAGUUUAUUGAGUCAAGCAUGUAACUACUUGAAUGUAAACACAAACACAACUCAGAAUGGUACCAAACCCGAGAAACUUUGCAACAACAAUUUGUUUGACCAAGAUUUGGAUUUGAGUUUUGUUUUGAAUGUGAACUACAAGAAAGGAGUUUCCAAGUUUGUUCAAUAUUUUGGACAGGGACAUAAAUUCCAAGUCAAGACUUGGAACAUCAUCAUCAAUCAAGAAUUUAUAGACACUUACUUGCCAACAAUUGGCAUUUUGAACAUUUUAGAUCGGGUCUGGUUGACAAAUUGUGACAUUGACAAGAAAAUAAUUUUACUAAAGCGACUAAUUGCAUAUGAUAACGAGGAUGUAAAUACCGGUAUUUUUACAUUCUUGAAAGCAAAUAAGCUAUAUGACGCUGGAUGUUUAAAAGCAUUGUUUGAAUCGAGCACUAGACUCAAGACAUUGCACAUGGAUUUUGAUAUUGAUUCAGCUUUGAAAGCAAACGAGAGUUGUACUUGGAUAAUUCCAUAUCUUCUCUACUUGAAGCAGAUGAAAGACUUUGCAUCUAUCAAAUUGGUUGGAUCUAAACUUCGAGUCCAAAGUAAUGAGAUCAAACUACUUCUUCUUGAAGCCGAACUUGAGUGCAAUGAUACCAAGGGAUUUAAAGAAGCGUGCACUCAGUUUGAAGUUCCUUCACAGCCCGAGCUUACUGCAUUAAUGAUCAUGUACGAACUUGAUUGUGGUGUUAGACCUAGUGAAAUUUUAGCUAAAGAAGAAGAGUAUGUUGGAGACUGUGUACAAUUAAGCGAAGCAUUGGCUUAUACCAGAUUUUUAAACUCUUUAGAGGAAGGAAAAUUCGAGUAUGAGACAUCAUCAUUCAAAUCAACAAGUCACAUGGCCAGCUCCUUAUUAUCUACAGGUGACGUAAAUGUCAUGAAGAGAAUUAUUGAGAGGCAGCAGAACAAGCAUGAUGUUGGGGAAAGUUUAAUUGCAAGCAUGUUGAACAUUCUCAAAACCGCGUUUACUAAACAUAACAUACCAAAGGACAUUAUAAUUCGUAAACUAAUGGUGCUCAUUAAGUUUUUCAAGUUUCUAAGAUUGCCUUCAUUGCCUUUAGAGAAUUUUUUACAAAUCAUUGAGAUUUUGAAAGUGACUAAAUCUGACAUCUUGCAAGUUUUGAUUAGAAGACUAUUUGGUGGUAAAGGUGGUGUCGAAGGAAUGGCUGAUAUUGUAAAUUUCUAUUUCAUGGAAGUUAGACUACUAGAUCAAACUUCUAAGCAACAAGUUAUGGAUGUGCUACGAAGUUAG